GGCCUCCGGGGGCUGCGUGGGCGACGCAGUGAGUCGGGAGGCGGGCGGGACCGGGCGAGAGGGGGAGCCUCCUCGAGACCUCUAGUCUCUGCCCCCAGUUCCGGGUGACCCCAAGGUGAGCCGGCUGCAGGGGAAACUAUGCCAGGAAUUCUGCUUGGGAGGGAGAGGGAGGGCGGCGUCGGUGCCUUGGGCGGGAUCUGGGCCCUAGGCGGCGGUUAAACUUUAGCGGCUCCAUCCCCGCGGAGAGCGCGCUCCCCCGGCGCCUGGCUCCCUCCGAUGCGCCCGGCGGGAAACUAGCUAGGAGCAAUGCAGCGGCAGAGCGGGAUGACUGAUUUCCACUAGACUGGUUUCCCGGGGAGGAUGGCCUUGGGUUUUACUUUUUGAAAAGGUGAUUUAGAGGGCUAAGUGAUCUGAAUUCUGUAGGCAAAAGGCGAGCUUUUAAUAAUAAGAUUACUUUUCAACAAACCCGUUGGCAUCUCUAGUUCCUCUGCGAGUCACUCCAGAGCUGGAGUUGAGCAAGAGGCCCGACAGUGUUUUCAAUUUGAGGUGACUAGCUAAAAGUCCACAGAAAACUUGCUGAAGACAGGGCAAGGGCCUGUUCCUUGCCUAUCUCCCGGAAGUCCGUUUCUAACAGGAAUUUGGAGAGGCCUGGAGAGUGGACGGAGUUCAGACCUCCCUUCUCACGUGUUGUCUGCAGACACAGAUUGCUAUAGGCAGAAAUCAAGUUUUCAGCAGUGAAGCAAGUUUUAACUGCCAGUGCUAAUAUUCUUUUGGGUCACUAAUUUGUGUUAUUGGACUAGGACUGGGAAGUUUCCUGGGACCCCAUCAAAAUGUGUAGAGGCAGGAAGCAAGCUAUGGAAGUGAGUUGUGGCUAGCCAAACCCUGCUGAAGUUUUCCAGCACUGACCCUGUUGUGAUUUGCUAUAAACUCUUCAGUCUUUGCCCUAAGACAUCUCAGGACCCUAGGAUUUGUGAGAAUUAUCCUUGGUGUAUAGUAUAUGUACUGCUGAAGUGAGCAUUAAUUACCCUUGGUGUACAGGAAGAUCAAAGUAAUACUUUCGGCAUACAGGAAAACCUUGUGAACUGAGACCUGUAUUUCAAACUUCUGUAUUACUGGCCCUCUUUCAGCUCGUUGGCCAGCUGCCGUGGCCUUCAUGGCACUCUACCCCAGCAGUCAGCCCAGGGCUUCUCUCACCCAUGCAAUCCCAAGCUACCACUGCUGAGGGCCUCUGCAGCCCACUCUUUGGGACCUAUGCAUUCCCCACCUUCAAGUUCCAGUCCCGCUGUGAGAGCAUAGAGUGGAGACGUAUUAGUGCUUUGGAUGUGGAUCGUGUGGCCCGGGAGCUAGAUGUGGCCACUCUGCAGGAGAACAUCGCUGGUGUUACCUUUUGCAACUUGAGCCAGGAGGUGUGCAGCCGUUGUGGGCAGCCCGUGGACCCAGCGCUGCUCAAGGUACUGCGCCUGGCACAGCUUAUCAUUGAGUACCUACUGCACUGCCAGGAUUGCCUGAGUGCCAGUGUCACCCAGCUGGAGGCACGGCUGCAGGCCAGCCUGGACCAGCAGCAGCAUGGCCAGCAGGAGCUGGGCCGCCAGGCUGAUGAGCUCAAAGGUGUACGGGAGGAAAGCCGCCGGCGUCGAAAGAUGAUCAGCACCUUGCAGCAGCUGCUAAUGCAGACAGGCGCCCACAGCUACCACGCGUGCCACCUGUGUGACAAGUCAUUCAUGAAUGCCACCUUUCUCCAAAGCCACAUCCGGCGCAGGCACACAGGCAUGGCAGAAGGUGGAAAGCAGAAGCAGCAGGAACAGCCAUCUGAGGAGCUACUGGAGGAGCUGAGAGCCAAGCUGAAGUGGACCCAAGGGGAGCUGGAAGCCCAGAGGGAGGCCGAGAGGCGGCAUCAGCUGCAGGAAGCUGAGAUUACUCGUCAGAGGGAAAUAGAAGUGAAGAAAGAAUUUGAUGAAUGGAAAGAAAAAGAGCGGACCAAGCUUUAUGGAGAGAUAGAUAAGCUUAAGCAAUUACUUUGGGAUGAAUUUAAAACUGUUGCCAACCAGAACUCUACACUAGCAGAGAAACUGCAGGCUCUGCAGUCCCACAGUGUGGUGGAAUCCCACCUCGGAUCACUGCAGGAUGAGGAGUCUGAGGAGCGACUCAGGCAGGCACAAGAGCUCCAGUCCCUGAAAGAGAAGAUGGAGAUUCAGAAAACAGAGUGGAAGAGAAAAUUGAAGGAGCUGCAGGAAGAGCGUGUGACAGAGAGGAGAGAGCUACAGGAGGAGAACGAGAGACUCCAGGCCUCCCUGUCUCAGGAUCAGAGGAAGGCAGCCACCCAGUACCAGCACCAGAUCGAUGCCCUCCGUGCUCAACUGCGGGAGCAAGCCAGGCUCAUUGCCUCCCAGGAGGAGAAGAUCCAGACCCUGUCUCUCAGGAAGGCAGAACGGAUCCAAGAGAUGCCAAAUUCUGUGGACACAGAGGAGGACUCUCCUGAGGAAGAGCUGGAGGACUCCCAAGAUGAACAGCAGCAGGUGCUGGCUGCCCUGAGGGGAAACCUUCCGUUGCUGAAGCAGUUCCGGCCCAUCCUGGAGGACACCCUGGAAGAGAAGCUGGAAAGCAUGGGGAUAAAGAGGGACGCAAAGGGAAUCACUGUGCAGACUCUCAAACACCUGGAUACUGUGCUGAAAGCCCAGCGGGAGCAGAAGGCCAGGAAGUUUUCUGAAUUUCUGAGUCUGAGGAAAAAGCUCAUAAAAGAAGCCACCAGCAGAGUGAAGGAGAGACAGAGUGGGAAUAUGGUAUCCCUGCCCGAUGGCCAGCCUCCAGUCAAAAGUCAGCAGAGCACACUGCUCACCAGAGAGGCCCGGCCAAAGACCAGGACCCUGAAUGUGGCAGUGCCAUCCAAGCCGGCAGAGCCAUUCACACCAGCUCCUCAGAGCUGCAGCAGUCAUGGCCCUGGCCCAACCCAGGCGUCCACCCCAACACCACGCUCCAGGGUGCACGGACUCUCCAGUACCCCCGAGUCUCACAGGCUGGGGCUGAGCAGCACGCCCCCGUUCAGUUCCGAGGAGGAUUCCGAGGGAACAGCCGUGCGUCGCAUAUCUCUUCAAACUCCUCAAGUUUCUUCCAAGACGGUGCCCCAGCAGGAGAAUGACUGGGACUGGUCUGACACGGAGUCCUCAGAAGGGAAUGCCUAUCCCCCUGGCAGGGGCUCGGGUGGGCCGGCUUCCUCUGGGACACUGGUGCAGUUGAUGGUGAAAAAUCUCGAGAAGCAGCUUGAGGCUCCAGCAAAGAAGCCUGCUGGAGGAGUCAGUGUGUUCUUAAGGCCCAACACCGGGCCGCCGAGGGCUGCCAUGCCAGGAAGGAAGCCUCAGCUUUCUGAAGAUGAGAGCGACUUGGAGAUCUCUUCCUUGGAAGAUCUCUCUCAGAACCUGGACCAGAGAGAGAAACCAAAGCCCUUGUUUCACUCAAAGCUCCCAGAGAAGACUGAUGCUGGUGCUUGGAAUUCCAGCCGUCCCCGGGUCCCUGGCUGGUGACUCUGUCCAGGCCUUGCUUGCCAAAGGGCCAGGCUUGUUACCUGGCUGGGGCCAGCUUGGGGCACACCCCAUCAGGAGAGACUGCUGGGCCUCUUGGUUUCACCAUCAACACUUGGAGAAAAGCUGAGUAGGGGUCAAAUAUGAUCUCUCCCUUCCCUGCCUUCAUCAGAGGGUGAGGGGUACCUAAGUUCCCAAGGCUUGAGAAAUAGUUCUAACAGGAAACAUGUAGUUUCCAUCCUCUAUUUCCAUGCCCACUCCAAGCUGAAAAGAGUCACUCAGCCACUCUUCCCGAGCCUAUUAUAAAUCUAUAGGGUCACUAUAAGGGGUUCUAAUGCCUGUCAGUAAUUGAUCCAAAGUCAAUUAUUGAGUACAUACUCUGUGCUGGCUUCUCCAGUCUCUCAUUACUGAUUUGGGUUAUAGGCGGAGAUGGGUAGGGUAGAGUGUUUACAUCCAGGGCCAGUAGGUACUAACUAGUGAUAGAGAUUGGAGUGUUUCGGGAGCAUAGGAGAGGCCCAAGUGAUCUUGGAGAUCUUCCCAGAGUUGUGAUGUCUGUAGGGCUUGUUCACAGAUGAUAGGAAGAAAAGAGAAUCACUUGGCUGAGGCUUUAUGUCUCCAGAGGACCACAGAUAUAAUUUUUAAUAUUAUUUCCCAAAUCAAGUCAUGUACAUAACCAUUGUAUAUUUUUAGUGAAAAAGUUAAUUUAUUAUGUGCAAGCAUUUAAAUAUAGUAUGGUGCACAUAACUGUCUGUGAUUUUUUAAAGCUCUGCAGGGGCUGAGGGUGGUGAAGAGGGGAGGAAGCAACCUGCACUUUCAUUGUGUUGGUUUAGGUCCUUUGGAAUGCCAUUACCAAGGUGGAGUCAGGAGGUUAAGAGUUUUACUGAGGAGCCACAUCUUGGAAAGUGGAAGGUGCCAGAAGUGAGAUCAGGCAGAGAAAGGCUGUAGAGUACAAUGCAGAAUGGAAAGAGAGGAAGAGGAGAAAGGAGGCAGAAGAGUACCAGGCUGCACUGUAGGAUCAACAGGGUCGCUAUCAGCCCAACGGGGAGCCCCACAGCAACAGGUGCUUAGGAGAGCCCAUUGGGUAGGACUCCCAGGCCCUGCUGCUCAGUUCUUGGCUAUGGGUUGGGAAAGCCGAGGGAACCCAUUCAGCGAACUUCAUCCUUCAGUGUUGAACAGCUAUUUUUUCCUAAAGGAAGGCCCAGUCAUGUACCUUCAUGUCUCCUACAGAAAGAUGUGUUUUACAUUUUUUUAUUUAUGGGAAACGUCAAACAUAUGUUUGAGUAGAGGGGAUAGCAUGGCAAGCCCAUGUCUUCAUCACGGCCUCAGCCAUUAUCAAGUCAUGGCCAGUCUUGUUUCACUCAUCUCCAGCCCUUACCCUGUCCGGGGUUCUUUCGACCUCUGAGUGUUGACACAUGGGAUAGGCCUCAAAGUUCUCGUAGGAGGAACCAGAGGAGGGGUGAUGAGGGAAAGAUUGCUGACAGCAGAAGGUGUCUGGAGAUGGGAAGAGGUAGGGUUGGGGAAUGGUGUAUGAAGGAAGCUGUUCAGUGAGGCUGGAGUAUGGCUUAUGAGGUAGGAUUCUUAUGUGGGCAUUGUAGCCAGCUCAAUCCUGGGUGAUUGGUUGGUAAUUCCCUUUGUGCCUCUCAUAUUGAACAGAUGAGAAUGUUUAUGAUGGACAGUCCCAAUGACUGUGAGGAGGAAGAUGGAACCGUGAGUGGGGAGUGGUGAUAGGGUUCAUUCUUCCUCAGGAUUCUACCAGCAAAGUCACAUUUUCCUAUUUAUUGGGUUUGGGUAAGAUACGCUUAUGCUGCCUGGCCUGGUCUUCCCAUCUCAUCCUGAGGCCUCCCAGCUCUAAGUAUGCUUCCACAGCCAGCCUCCCAUGUCACACAACUGCCCCAGAGUCUCUGUUUUGGCCUCAGAGUUAUCUCUGACCUGUAGACAGUGGCGUGGUCUACUUGCAGGUUCAGCCUGAUCAUGUGGGAGAGCUGAUGCUCCAGGACAGCUCAUGACCACAGUGGAAUGGAUGUUGAUGAAUAAUUGCUCCAGGCUUUCCCUGCAUCUAUGGGACACCUAUGCAGGCUGAGAAGUCCUGUGAUAGGUUCACCUGAAAGCCUAUGAUCCAGGGAAGACAACAGAGUGGCCAGUUCUGAAAGCAUGAAAACCAGGGGGAGCCUGUGGUACAACUGUCAGCGGAAGGCAGAGCUCUGAGAGCCAAAAGCCAAAAAACAUGGAGUUCUGACAUCCAAGGACAAGAAGAAAUAUAUCAGUGGGGUUGGCGGGGGGAAAAAGAGACAGAGUCAGAGAGAGUCUAGAUCCUUUAUCUAUUUUUUUGUUCUACCUGAGUCAUCAACCAUUAGAUGAUGCCAACACUGGGUGAGGAUGGAUCUUCCUUACUCAGUUUACUGAUUCAAGUACCAAUUUCUGCUGGAAGCACUCACAGACAUACCUAGAAAUAUUGCUUUGCCAGCUAUCUGGGUAUGUCUCAAUCCCUUAAAAUUGGUAGCUAAGAUUAAAUAUUGCAGCAAUAUUUGUAAGAACAGAGGAACAUAUGUAACAGAUUAUUUUAAAAUUAUACAAUCAGAUUUAUGUAGAAAAAUUAGAAACUACAGAUAAUGAAAAAGAAAAUAAAUUGGAAUAAUCCACAAAUCAGGAUUAACUACUGUUAUCAGCUAGUUGUAUAU
Molecule: messenger RNA, 6193 nt
Organism: Fukomys damarensis (Damara mole-rat)
Lineage: Eukaryota; Metazoa; Chordata; Mammalia; Rodentia; Bathyergidae
Gene: Dzip1l
Product: DAZ interacting zinc finger protein 1 like
Exons: 19
Coding region: 1197-3518 (773 amino acids)
Biological process (GO): cilium assembly
Cellular component (GO): ciliary basal body; cytoplasm
Source: RefSeq, a predicted model, not a curated record